Mugil cephalus (flathead mullet) is the source of this 4401-nucleotide messenger RNA. It is a transcript of the gene foxd7, whose product is annotated as forkhead box D7. Gene Ontology annotation, molecular function: RNA polymerase II cis-regulatory region sequence-specific DNA binding; DNA-binding transcription factor activity, RNA polymerase II-specific. NCBI's taxonomy places the organism in Eukaryota, Metazoa, Chordata, Actinopteri, Mugiliformes, Mugilidae. The coding region runs from base 2985 to 3953 and encodes 322 amino acids. Gene Ontology annotation, biological process: regulation of transcription by RNA polymerase II; anatomical structure morphogenesis; cell differentiation. The record is from RefSeq and is a predicted model, not a curated record. The transcript is spliced from 3 exons.
GAGAAUUCCAGUGUUGAGGCUUCGAGUCAGACUUUCCUGGCCAGAACAUGCCUUCCUCCUGAAGAAAAGAAGAUGUCCUGGGAGCCAGAGAGAAGUUGUGACCUCCAGCAGAUAAGAGGCAUGGAUCAGAUCUACGCUGUGUGUUCAGCAUUAAACACACAGAAGGAGCAGAGUCUUCUGAUUUGUUCACUUCAACCGUAAAUAUCCACCAAAAUGUAGACACAGGUGUCGCCACAUAGUCAGAGGGCCACUGUCCCCCUGACUGAUAGGAGCCUCUGAUACAGAUGCGCCGUUCCUCGCAAACGGAUCCAACACACAACAAUAACACCGACCAAGUGGCGUUCAAGAGCGCGGUGACACGAGUCCGUGCAGAACAGGCUGCAUCACUUUGCGUUUUUUAUUAUUAUCAUCAUUAUUAUUAUUUGUCAGCCCAUGAAUAUUGUGUUAAUGACCGACUCAGCUCGUGAAAUUUACACGUGUAUCCUCCCUUAAAUGACGCGUGUGUGUGUGUGUUUCAGAUGUUUGGCUCGGCACCUCCGCGUCCUGUGACUUCUGUCUCGCAUGAUUCGCGAUACCUUAAAUUACACGUUAUAUUAGUGUCCAGCGCGCUGCCAAGAUUUUAAGGGAAUCAAGAUGAUAGAGCAGAGGCAGGGAGAGAGGGGGGGGCAACACCGGCUCUUUGAAGCAGUUGGAGCUUCUCACAGUGAGAAACUCUUUUCUCUUUUUAAAACAACUGAAUCGUGCGUAAAAAAAAAAAAAAAAAAAAAAAAAAGUUUUCACUGCGAUGCGAUAACAUUUUAACUGAAGUAGCCCCGUAAGAGCUUCGCCCGUAACCCCGGUUCCGACCUGCACUUACGUAGCGCUCAUUUAUCCGGAUUGAUCCAGCGAGAUCCCCCAGGUCGGCUGAGUUCCUGCCAAAUGAUGUUAUUACAGCGAGUCCUUGGUGGCUGCUCGCUCUUCCCUCUUUACGCAUCUGCGAUACAGAACAAAUAAGAUCCCCACAAUGGACGUUUGUGUUCGAUAGCAGGUCUGUUAUUGGUAAAAACGUGUACGUAAUGGAUAAAACAGGCCCGUUUGAUUCCCAUGUUUUGCCAGUUUCAUAUAAAGAAAAGAGCCAUAAAACCCAAAAUAUGUAAUGUUGUAUAACUUUUAUGAUUUCACGCUUCUCGCAAGAUUACAACAAUUUCCAGCUCGUGUUUUCAGAUUCAACAUCAGGAAUGACUCAAACCCCCCAUUUUGCGCAUUGCGGGAAAGUUUGAAAAUAGCUUGUCCAUCCUUGGUACCGGUGCCUUCUUCAACCUUUAGCAGCGCUUUGACGCUCCUGCUCUCGCCUUAUUGAAAUCGCUGAGCGCGCGCGCGCGCACACACGGGGGCCUGUUUCCAAUCUGAGGACAUGCGUGAUGAAUUUGGGGAAAUCAUCUGCAGCUUUGCCGGUACCAUAUAGCCCACCCAGCCCGGACUCGGUCCCCUCUCUCUGCCCCGGGGUAUCAAUACGAUUAGAGGCAGGAAAUGUGGGAAUCCCCAACAAAGGGCUCCAUCAUUAAACACAAACAACCAGGGGCCUCCCAACAAUACCAAAAGCGCCCUCCGCUCCUCGCGUCUCUUUUAUGUCUGAGCAAGUGAAAAUCUAUUACUUUCAUCCCGAUAUCGCCCGUCUGCUCUCAGCUGCCCGUUAUUAAAGGAGAUAAUCUGACGGAGUCCGACGGGUUUGUGAUCAGACGGAGAACAGAGAGUGUAGAGUUUCUGCUCACAAGCCUCAGAAACAAUAAUACUUCUUUAUCUAUUUCCCACGCGGUGACAUUUAUACUUAAAAAGAAAAAAAAAAUCUUAUCAGUUUGUUCGGCGAGGCCCUCAUCAUGCAGGCGACAAAUUAUUAUUUUCUCAGCGUCGCAAAAUCAGUCAUUCCACGUUUAUCCUCUGUAUCCUCUCUGUAAACGUGUAAUUGUCCGGAGGCAAGUGUGUGCGUGGAGUGCGCCUUCGGGAGCCUUCGAGGGGGAUUAAGGUUUAAAUCCCUGCCUCUCGUCAGAGAAGUGUUUUGGGGAUUUUCCCCCUUCACUCGUUAAAUUCCGCUGGUCCCCAAACGCGUCACUCAGAAUAUUCUGAAAUUAAAAUCGAUUGUUGUUUUCUUUUAAUGCAAUUUUUUCCACCGGAGCUGCGCGUUUAAAGAGGCGGCAGUGCUCGUGUCUCGUGUCCUACGAAGAAAUAGAUGCGCUUCUAAAAUACUUCGACAAACUUUAUUUAAGAAUGCAUCCAACAAUUUCUCAAGGAUUGCUUCUAUUUUCUUUUUAUUAUUUUCUUUUUCUUUUAAAAUAAAAAUGUCAGUGAUAAGAUAAAUCUCUAGAUGAAUCUAAAAUUGUGGAUGGUUUGGAAACUGUCACCUCGUUAACUAACUUUACUUCAUUCAGACUUUCAAACUCAAAAUGAACUUUCCCGUCAAACCUAUUUAUUCCCUUCCUGAAUUGAUCUCUAAUGUCCGCGUCGGCUUGGCAGCGCUGAUGCCCCGAUGAUGAUGAUGAUGAUGAUGCUGAUGAUGAUUAUGAUGAAGGUGCGCCGGGUGCCGGGGAGCCUAUAGGCCUCCUUGGUAUGGCACCGUUUGCGCCGUUUUCAUUGGUCAGGAUCCCUUUUCCUCGUGCCUCUGCGUGACAUCACAUCCACCCGACCCACGGGGAAGCAACACAGAUUACAGAUGAUGCUGGACAUCUCCGAGGACGCACGCACUUUUACGCACAAUCGCCGCUCCGUGCGCUCAAAGACACCGAAAUAAAGGAUAUCAGCGCGGAUGCUUUGCGGUUUGGAGACUCUGAUCUUAGAGAAGUUGGAGCUGGACUGCGCUGGGAUUUUUUUUCUCUCUCUCUCUCUCGCUUUCUCUCUUUUGUGGAUGGAUAUGGGUCGCGCGUAAAUAUCUUUUCAUCACGUCUGAGAGAAGGGCUGUCACUCUCCCACCUGUUGCCAGGUGGUGUUGGCUUUACUCGCGGACUUCUACUAUGACAUUAGGUUUGGAAAUCAUGGAGGAUAUUGUUAUCGACGUGGUGGGGGAAGGACUCAGAGACAGUGGAGAGGAGCAGCUCCUACCUUUGGACGUGUCUCGCAGCGAGCUGGACCGCGGCGCGGAGACUCACGGCGGCCAGAGAAAAGAGCGGGACGCCUACAGCCCCGCGCCGGCGUGUCCCCCGACUCCCAAAACCAAAGGUCCCGCAUCUGUGAAGCCUCCGUACUCUUACAUCGCGCUGAUAACGAUGGCCAUACUGCAGAGUCCAAAGAAACGCCUCACCCUCAGCGAGAUAUGCGACUUUAUCAGCCACCGCUUCGCUUACUACAGGGAGAAGUUCCCCGCCUGGCAGAACUCCAUCAGGCACAAUCUGUCUCUUAAUGACUGUUUUGUAAAGAUGCCCAGGGAGCCCGGAAACCCGGGGAAGGGCAACUACUGGACGCUAGAUCCCAACUCUUCCGACAUGUUUGAGAACGGGAGCUUCCUGCGGCGGAGGAAGCGCUUCAAGCGGCAGCAUUUUCGCUUCGACCCGCUCAAGGAGCAGCACCUGGAGCCCAGCGGACUGCACGGCUUCCCGCACGGCACGUACGGGCUCGGCGCGGCCGCCCUGCAGCUGCCCAGCCUGGAGAUUUACCCCUACCUCCAUCACCACACGCCGUCGCCGUGCGGCCCCGCAGCCAUCCCACCUGUCAGCAGCAUCCUGCCGGCUCUCUCCAGCUUCUUCUCCCGCGGCGCCCUCACAGCCAAGGCUUUCCUCCAGUCGCAGCCCGGCAUGGACGCGUUCUCCGCGGCCCAGUGCGCCGCCGCGUACUCCUCUCCCCUGACCUCCAGCGCUGCCUACGCGUCCCCCGCUCUCUUUCACCCGGCCGCGUCCCCGCACUUCCUCAGUUUACACCAGGAGUAUCAGAAACUACAGCGAGGCAGCGGCGACCCGGUCAAACACAUCAGCACCAACAACGAAUAGCAGCUUUUCUUUUUAAAAAACAGACUUUGAACUCGUGUUUUCUCAGGUAACAGAGACAUUUGAAGCAGAAAACUCACAGUUUCUCCAACAGCGGGAAAAAAACGGAUGGAUCUGACUUUAAAAUAAUGUUGUAGAUAUGUUUAAAAAAAAAAAUCAACCUCCUUCUCACGUUUGUGGCAAAAAGAAAAAAAAAGAAUCGUUCAACACACUUUUUUUUAUCUUGAAUUAUCAUCUUUUGUUUAAAUAUUUAAAUGACGAGUUUCCUAUGCUUUUUCUUCUCGGAAAGAAAUAAAGUUGAAUAUUUAAAGUCUGCAUUAAGUUGUAUUUUGCACAGACCCACGUGGGAAGUUUAGAAAAAAAACAACAACUAAGGUUCAAAUAUUUUAUCAAAACAUACGUUCAUUUCUGGGUUCUGAAUAUUUAAUUUCUGGAUUAUAUGAGGCAUUAA